This is a messenger RNA of Leopardus geoffroyi (Geoffroy's cat), 3664 nucleotides long. It is a transcript of the gene CHAF1A, whose product is annotated as chromatin assembly factor 1 subunit A. Gene Ontology annotation, biological process: nucleosome assembly. The record is from RefSeq and is a predicted model, not a curated record. NCBI's taxonomy places the organism in Eukaryota, Metazoa, Chordata, Mammalia, Carnivora, Felidae. The transcript is spliced from 14 exons. Bases 19 to 3285 code for a protein of 1088 amino acids. Gene Ontology annotation, cellular component: CAF-1 complex; nucleus.
GCCUCGACUCUCGCGAGGAUGCUCCCGGCGCUCCCUUCUUCCCGAGGCGGGCUGUCACGUGACGCGGCCUCGCCCAAUCGCCGCGCGGGCUGCGGGGGUCGCCGCGGUUCCCGCCAAAUACGAGCUCGGCGGCCGCGGCAGCAGCGGCGCGGGCGGGAGGGCGAGCGGCAGUGGCCGCCUGAACGGAGCCCGCGCCUCCGCCGCCUGAGGGGAGCUCGAGCCGCCGCCGGGGCGAUGCUGGAGGAGCUGGAGUGCGGGGCGCCGGGCGCCAGGGGAGCGGCCGCAGCCAUGGAUUGCAAAGACAGACCAGCUUUUCCAGUCAAGAAGUUAAUACAAGCUCGCCUGCCCUUCAAGCGCCUGAACCUCGUCCCAAAGGAGAAAAGUGAGGACGCGUCGGAUGACACGAGGAGCCCUGAGGGUGCCCCUGCACAAAGCCGAGUCCCUCAUCUAGAGACCUCUUUGGACAACUUGGAGAACAGCUGUCAUAUGGGUUCUGACAUAGAUUUUAAUCCAAAACUUGUCAAUGGGAAGGGUCCCUUAGAUAACUUUUUAAGUACAGUCAAAACCAGUAUUGACCAGACCACGGUCAUCACCGGUUUGACGGAGGACUCGAGUGACCAGCUAGAUGGCGUCGCGGCCCUUAGUAAACUAAAGCCUGCCGCCUCUCCCUCCGAGGAGGCCGUGAGUGGGGCCGGGGAAGAAGCUGGAGGUGAGAGGGGGCUGCCGGAGGCCAGUCUGAAGGACAAGCUGACGUGUCCUGAAGAGACCCUUUCAGACAUUCCAUGCAAAGCAGAGGAGGAGGGUGCUGUUUCCAGAGGUGCAGAGAGGAGUGGAGAGGGGCAGGAAGGCUCGCUCCAGAGCUGCCCCGAGCUGACAGGUGGUCUGAGAACAUGCUCCGAGAAGGACCAGGACGGUUGGAGUGAAGCCAGGGGCAUCCUGUUCAAAGGGAAGGUGCCCGUGGUGGUCUUGGAGGACAUACUGGCUGCAAAACCUCCCCGAACCAAGUCUCCUCCCACGCCACCUGCAGACCAGGGCUCGCCCUCUGAUAGCGAGAUGCUGGAGUCCGGCCCCGAGGAAGACUCUGUUCUUAGCCACUCGUCCGGGGGUUCUUCCUCUCCUACCAGCUCACCCGAGGGGCAGUCUGCUCCCAAAAGGCAUCCCAGCAGUCCCGGACCCUUCCCCACCUCCACACCCAUCCGCAGAAUAACUAAGAAACUGGUCAAAGCUUCUGCAGAGAAGGACAAGCUCAGACUGCAAAGAGACAGGGAGCGUCUGGGCAAGCAGCUCAAGCUACGGGCAGAGAAAGAAGAAAAGGAGAAGCUGAAGGAGGAGGCCAAGCGGGCCAAGGAAGAAGCCAAGAAGAAGAAGGAGGAAGAGAAGGAGCUGAAGGAGAAGGAGAGGCGUGAGAAACGGGAGAAGGACGAGAAGGAGAAGGCGGAGAAGCAGAGGCUCAAGGAGGAGCGGCGCAAGGAGCGACAGGAGGCACUGGAGUGCGUGUGCCCUGGGGGGGGGGGGGGGCGGCGCUGGGGGCGGGAGCGUGCACCCCCAGGCCGCCUGGGACCCUGGAGCGGCCUCUGGCGAGCUCAGGCUGGCUUGGUGUGCAACCGUGCCUCUGGGCUGAAGCUGUGUCUCACGUCUCCCAGGGCGAAGCUGGAGGAGAAGAGGAAAAAGGAAGAGGAGAAACGGUUGCGGGAAGAGGAGAAGCGCAUUAAAGCAGAGAAGGCUGAAAUCACGAGGUUCUUUCAGAAACCAAAGACCCCACAGGCCCCCAAGACCCUGGCCGGCUCUUGCGGGAAGUUUGCCCCCUUUGAAAUUAAAGAGCACAUGGUCCUUGCCCCUCGGUUUCGGACCGCCUUCGACCAGGACCUCUGUGAUCAGUUGGACCAGCUCCUCCGGCAGCAGAACGGCGAGUUCUCCUUCCUGAAGGAUCUGAAAGGCCGGCAGCCCCUCAGGUCCGGACCCACCGUGGUUUCCAGCCGAAACACAGACACCUGUAACAGCGAUGUGGUGAUCGUGGAGAGCGGCAAGGUCGAUGGCGUUCCCGAAAGGAAGAAAUUUGGCAGGAUGAAGCUCCUGCAGUUUUCCGAGAAUCACCGACCGGCGUACUGGGGCACGUGGAAUAAGAAGACGACCGUCAUCCACCCGCGGGACCCCUGGGCGCAAGACAGGAAGCUCCUGGACUACGAGGUGGACAGCGACGAGGAGUGGGAGGAGGAAGAGCCGGGAGAGUCCCUGUCCCACAGUGAGGGGGAUGAUGACGACGAAGUGGGAGACGAUGAAGAUGAGGACGAUGGCUUCUUCGUGCCCCACGGGUACCUGUCUGAGGACGAGGGGGUCACCGAGGAGUGUGCCGACCCAGAGAACCACAAGGUUCGCCAGAAACUGAAGGCCAAAGAGUGGGACGAGUUUCUGGCCAAGGGGAAGAGGUUCCGCGUGCUCCAGCCUGUGAAGAUCGGCUGCGUCUGGGCGGCCGACAAGGACGGAGGCGCUGACCUGAAGGUGCUCCAGCAGUUCACGGCGUGCCUCCUGGAGACGGUCCCCUCGGAGGAGGAGCAGACGCCCAAGGCCUCCAAACGAGAGAAGAGGGACCAGCAGAUCUUGGCCCAGCUGCUCCCGCUGCUGCACGGGAACGUGAACGGAAGCAAGGUGAUCAUCCGGGAGUUCCAGGAGUGCUGCCGCCGAGGGCUGCUCGGCAAGGACACGGGCAGUCCCGACAGCAGCUCCGCCAGCCCGCCGAGCCCCGGCUCUUCCCGCCCACAGACCCCCACCAGCAGCGAGGAUGCCGCCGUCCCCUCCAAGGCCAGGCUCAAGCGGAUCAUCUCUGAGAACUCGGUGUACGAGAAGAGGCCUGACUUCAGGAUGUGCUGGUACGUCCACCCGCAGGUGCUGAAGAGCUUUGACCAGGAGCACCUGCCCGUGCCGUGCCAGUGGAGUUACGUCACCGUGGUGCCCUCGGCCGCCAGGGAGGACAGUGGCGGCAUCCCGGCCGCGGGGCCCGGCCAGGGGACGCCCGUGUCGCUGAAGAGGAAGUCCGCGGGCAGCAUGUGCAUCACCCAGUUCAUGAAGAAGCGCAGGCACGACGGGCAGGUUGGAGCUGGGGACCUGGAUGGGUUCCAGGCAGACACGGAGGAGGAGGAAGAGGAGGACGGCGACUGUGUGAUCCUGGACAUCUCGGAUGUUGGGGAGGCCCAGGCCCCGUGUGGAACCGCUUCCGGAGCUGGGGGGUCCGUGGGGAUGGACAGCAGCGAGAGUCCCCCGCCCGCCAGCUCGCUCGGCCCCUGCUGAGUGCCCCACCGGCCCGGUGCGUGCGUGUAGGAUGGUUUAGGGAUUCACAAACGCCUCUCGGAUACUUGAAAGUCCUGCGAGUCUGUGUGAAGAGCACUUUGUCCUGCUUCGCAGACCUCCCCUGAGGUCUGGAAAGUUUUAUAUAGGAUGCUUGAUUGGUUCCUUUUGAUACGUGUAAAAAUGUUCCCCCCAAAGGCUGCAUAUUAAUCUGCCCUUUAAUAAAGCAUUAUCGCGAUGUGAGGACCUGUACAGGGAAAGCCUGGUCGCGCCCUGCGGGCCCCGGAGCAGGCACUGUGAUGAAAUGCUUGUAAAUGAGUUGGAGCCCGCUGCGGCUCCCAGACCCCAUGUGGGUGUGUAUAAACUUAUUGUCCAGCCCUGA